This is a messenger RNA of Perognathus longimembris pacificus (Pacific pocket mouse), 2094 nucleotides long. Its product is annotated as long-chain-fatty-acid--CoA ligase ACSBG2-like. Bases 1 to 2094 code for a protein of 697 amino acids. The transcript has 13 exons. Gene Ontology annotation, cellular component: membrane; endoplasmic reticulum. NCBI's taxonomy places the organism in Eukaryota, Metazoa, Chordata, Mammalia, Rodentia, Heteromyidae. Gene Ontology annotation, molecular function: long-chain fatty acid-CoA ligase activity. The record is from RefSeq and is a predicted model, not a curated record.
AUGUCCAGCGUGGGCAGCCAGGACGCCCUCCCACAGGGGUCCAAAAGGCUCCCGGAGCACCACAUGACCUGGAGCAGGGUCACAAAGCCGGCCAGGCCCAGCUAUGUGGAAAGGAAAAGCAAAGGCCGCGCCUACUGGACCACACAGUGCGAGGGCGAGGUGCGGCUGCGGCUGAACAAGAACUUGCUGGAGGAGGAGGCGCCCAUCACCGUGCACGACAUGUUCUUGGGCACCGCCACCAAGUUCGCCGACAACCUCGCUCUCUGCUCCAAGUACAAGAAGGACUGGCACCUGUUCUCCUACAUCGAGUACUACGAGGAGUGCCGGCGCGCCGCCAAGGCCUUCCUGCAGCUGGGCCUGCGGCGCUUCCAUGGUGUGGGCAUCAUGGGCUGCAACUCCGCCGAGUGGGUCAUUGCCAGCAUCGGCGCCAUCAUGGCAGGAGGCAUCUCCGUGGCCAUGUUAUCUUCCAGCUCCCCCAGAAUCUGCCACACAAUUGCAGAGAACUCAAAGAUCAACAUCUUUGUGGUGGACAACGACAAGCAGUUGCAGAAGAUCAACCAGAUCCAGGCCUCUCUAACCUACUUCAAGGCCAUUGUCCAGUACAAGGAGGAACUGCAGACCAAGCAGCACAAUCUGUAUUCGUGGCGGGGCUUUCUGGACUUGGCGGACCGAAUCUCAGACGAGAAGCUGGACCACAUCAUCGACUCCCAGAAGCCCAACCAGUGCUGCACCCUGGUCUACAGCCUGGGGGACAUGGGCCCCCCCAAGAUCCUGAUGCUGAGCCACGACAACAUCACCUGGACCACAGCGGCGACCGUGCAGAGCCUGGCUUACAAGUCUCCCCCCGAGGGGCAGGAGGUCCUGGUGAGCUACCUGCCACUCAGCUCCAUCUCCGCCCAGAUCUUGGACAUGUGGGUGGCGAUCGCCGUGGCCGGGACGCUCUAUUUUGCCCCACCAGAGGCUGUGAGAGAGACUGACUCGCCACAAACCCCGGGUGCCGGCUUCCUGUUUGACCUGCUUCGUGAGGUGAAGCCCACCACCUUCUAUGGCGUCCCCUGGAUCUGGGAACACAUCCUGGACAACCUGAAGGCCAGCCAGCUGGAGUCCAGCAGGUUCCGCAGGAGGAUCAAUGCCUGGGCCAUGAGGUUGGGGCUCAGAACUAACCAGAGACGCAUGUUUGGGCAGGUGCACCCCCCGCUGUGCUUCAACAUGGCCAAGAAACUGGUCUUUGACCCCGUCCGCAAGUUCCUGGGUCUCCACCACUGUGAGCAGUUCUUCAACCUCGGCCUGGGGCUCCCCAGAACCACCCUGGAUUUCUUCCUCAGCCUCAACAUCCCCAUCUACGAGCACUAUGGCCUCUCGGAGUGCACGGGCAUCCACACGCUCUCCAGCCACCAGGCCUUCCGGCUGCUCAGCUGCGGGAAGGAGCUGCUGAACACCAACACGAAGGUGGAGGAGAAGAACGAGGAGGGCAUCGGCCACCUGAGCCUGUGGGGCCGGCACAUCUUCAUGGGCUACCUCAACAACUACGAGCACACGCGCAGGAGGAUGGACAGCCAGGGCCGGAUGUACACGGAGGACCUUGGCUUCCUGGAUUCCGACAAGUUCCUCUACAUCAUUGGCAGCCUCAAGGAUAUGAUCACGCUGAAGUCGGGAGAAGUCAUCAACCCCAACCCCAUCGAGGAACGAGUGAAGAACCACAUCCCCAUCAUUCACUACGUCGUGGUGGUGGGCCAGGACGCCCCGUACCUGGGUGCCCUCCUCACGCUGAAGUGCCAGGUCAACUGGGAGACGGGGGAGCCGCGGAGCGCGCUGACCAGCGAGGUGGUGGCGCAGUGCCGCAGUCUGCGGAGCCAGGCCACCUGGCUGAGCGACGUGCUCCACGGCCGCGACCCCAUUGUCGAUGACUUCAUCAAGGCGCGCAUGGAGGCCGCCAACGCCGAGGCGCCCUCCGCCAGCUCCCGCAUCAUCAAGUGGGUCAUCCUGGACACAGACUUCUCAGUGUGCGGCGGUGAGCUCGGAGCCACCACAAAGCUGAAGAGGGCGAUUGUGUACAGAAUGUACCAGGAGGAAAUCCAGAAACUCUACAAGUAG